Corythoichthys intestinalis (scribbled pipefish) is the source of this 6527-nucleotide messenger RNA. It is a transcript of the gene ncoa3, whose product is annotated as nuclear receptor coactivator 3. Gene Ontology annotation, molecular function: protein dimerization activity; nuclear receptor binding. The record is from RefSeq and is a predicted model, not a curated record. Gene Ontology annotation, biological process: positive regulation of transcription by RNA polymerase II; cellular response to hormone stimulus. Lineage: Eukaryota; Metazoa; Chordata; Actinopteri; Syngnathiformes; Syngnathidae. Gene Ontology annotation, cellular component: nucleus. The transcript has 23 exons. The coding region runs from base 238 to 4872 and encodes 1544 amino acids.
AUUACCCAGAAGGCACUUGGCUCUGCCCACAAGCUGGCUCUCCGUCUGGGAGUGUUUCCCAUUUAAACAAACACGGUCCUUCCGAAGAUGGCGGAGAGUUUGUAGAGAUGUAAAAGAAACUGUUUUGCUCAAUGAAAACGUCGAGGCCGGAGAUGGCAGCACAUUGAAGUUGACAAGGGAACCCGUAUGGCGCUUCACAGGGGAUUUUACACACCAAGGUGCUGAUAUGCUUUGACGAUGAGUGGCAUAGGAGACAACUCGUUGGAGCCGCUGUGCUCUGACCGUAAACGUAAACUGUCCACCUGCGACACACCAGGCAUAGGGUGUGACAAGCGUCGACGGGAACAGGAGACCAAGUACAUCGAGGAGUUGGCUGAGCUCAUCUCUGCUAACCUCUCUAACAUUGAUAGCUUCAACGUGAAGCCUGACAAAUGUGCAAUCCUCAAGGAGACUGUGCGGCAGAUCAGACAAAUCAAAGAGCAAGGUAAAAACUCUUGCAAUACUGAUGAUGUACAGAAGGCAGAUGUGUCCUCCACUGGUCAAGGAGUCAUAGACAAAGACCACUUGGGGCCCUUGCUUCUACAGGCACUAGAUGGCUUUCUUUUUGUAGUGAACCGAGAAGGUAGCAUUGUAUUUGUGUCAGACAAUGUGACACAAUACCUCCAGUACAAACAGGAGGAGUUAAUCAACACCAGCGUCUACAACAUCAUCCACGAUGAGGACAGAGAAGCGUUUCACAAGAAUUUACCCAAGUCUGCUGUUCCAAAUGGGACACCGUGGGCAGGAGAGGCUCCCAGACAGAAGAGCCACACAUUCAACUGUCGCAUGUUGGUAAACUUGGUCCAUGGUCAAAGUCAUGUGUUGUCAGAAGACAGGCCCGGUGGACAGCGCUAUGAGACCAUGCAGUGUUUUGCUCUCACUCAGCCCAGGGCCAUGAUGGAGGAAGGGGAAGAUCUACAGUCAUGUAUGAUCUGCGUGGCCCGGCGCAUCACAGCAAUAGAGAGGACAGAGCGUUUUAGCACCCGCCAUGAACUGACAGGUAAACUUAUUGAAAUUGAGCAGCAUAACACACUUCACACCACAAUGCGUCCUGGCUGGGAGGACAUGGUGGGGCGCUGCAUACAGAUGUUCCUCAAUCGAAGCGAGGGGCAGCCAUGGUCUUAUAAGCGCCACUAUCAAGACGCUUUCCAUAAUGGCCAUGCAGAGACACCACUCUACAGAUUCUCCCUCUCCAACGGAACCCCCGUCACAGCCCAGACUCGCAGUGACCUUUGUAGGAAUCCUAACACCAAUGAGCCACACUCAUUUCUCUCCACACACUUGCUUCAGAGAGAGCAGAAUAGCUAUUGUGGAAAUCAGGUCGGAGGCAUGAGGCCGCAAAGCAUGGGUGUGAACAACCCCAAUCAGCAGAUGAACAUGCCUUCCGGAGGAGGAAUGAAUAUGGCCUACAACAUGGCUGAGCAGGGAAACCUGGCUCAAAGAGGAGUAACUCCUUACAACGGGGGUAACCGGAUGCAUCAAAUGAAUCCCAUGCAUCAAAUGAACAACAUGGGUCCAAUGAAUUCUAUGAACUCAAUGAACCAAAUGGGGCAGAUGAAUCAGAUGGGCCACCACGGCAUGCAUCAGCAGCAUCAACAUCAACAGAUGGGUCAAUAUCAUGGAGGUGGUUCUGGAUGUGGAGGGUAUGGGAUGGGAAUGACCAGCCCCUCGCAAGCCAGUUCAGGCAUAAAUGGUCCCCCACACAAUGUCAUGGGUUCACCUCGAGUCAGAGGAAGCCCCAAGAUGGGUGCCAGCCCCUUCUCGCCCGGAGGUUUGAAUUCUCCCAUGAACUCCAGUCACCCGGGUAACACAGGAGGGGGGACCACUACUUUCUCCAGCAGCUCCUUGAAUGCUCUUCAAGCGAUUAGUGAAGGUGUUGGCAAUCCGUUGCCCUCACCCCUUACUUCUCCGACCCCGCACAAGCCUGACAGCUCACCAAGCAUCAAUUCCACCAACCAGGUUACUGGGGGACCCUGCAAAUCCAGCCUCCCACCCCACUGCGACUCAAAGAGCCCAGGCAGCUCACUGGGAGCAACAGGGGAGCAGCAUCCGCUCACCCCCAUAAACGAGUGCGCUUCGGACAAACCGGAUAGUCAAGCAAACAGGGACGCUGGACCAAUGGGAGACUCUAAUCGUCGGUUGCCUGACAAAAGCCAAAAGAAGCUUUUGCAGCUCCUCACAUCUCCAACAGAUGAGCUUGCGCCACCUAAGCACCCACCAAGCACUGGGCCAACUUCCACACCAGAUGUCAAGGACGGAACAACUGGCGUUACCAGCCCUUCCUCAUCAACAGGAGUGUCAUCGUCCACUGGUCGGGGUCUUGGCGCAGUGUCGUCUUCUGGCAGUACAGGGCAUUUCACAAGUCAGUCACUUCAAGAGAAACACAAGAUUCUCCAUAAGCUCUUGAAAAAGGAGAACACUCCAGAUGAGGUGGCACGCAUCACAGCAGAAGCCACAGGCAAGAGUAGCUUAGAGUCAAGCACAUCUGAAGCAGGAGCUACACCUGUUGGAGGGGUUCGAGGAGCAGAAUCCAAGCAGGAGCAGCAUAGUCCGAAGAAGGAGAAACCCUACGUGCUCCUUCACUACCUCCUUAAUAAGGAUGACUCUAAAGAGGGUGUGGAUAUCAAGCCAAAGCUGGAGGAGCUGGAGGGAAGGGUAGCUUCGGGGUCAGGGGUUACAAGCUCUGUGACCCAUUCAAUGGAUGGCAAGGUCAAACUCGAGCCAUCUGAUGAGGUGGAGACCCUGGAGACCAUCCUUGGAACAAGGAAUGUCUCUGGUUUCUUCCCAGAACCUGAUUCCAGAUCAGGAAAAGAACUCGGGAACAAACAAGCAAUUAUGCCGGACAGUUUACUUGAAGGAGAUCGAGGCGCUGUAGGUCCAGGUCACCGAGGUGCCUAUCCAAGGUCAUUGUCUGUGGAUGCCAAGUCAAUGGGUGGAGAAGUGCCAGGGGGAGUUGGUUUGGCUGGACGAAGGACUGUCCACUGUCCCACGCUCGUAAAACAAGAGAACAUGGAUGCACCAAUCCGACCUGGGUGUGUUCCUAAUGGCUUUCCUGGAGGCAUGGGCGUCUGUCCACAAAGAGGCCAUCCAACAAGAGGAAUGGUCAGGGGGACAGGAAUGCCUCAACGCCCUCCAAUGUCAGGGCCGGGAGAAUGGGUAAUGCAGAGAUCAAAUACCAGCCAAAUGACUGGACGAGGUCACCCAGGUAUCGGUCGCUCUGGCCCAAUGGGUGGACCCAUGAUCAACCGGUCCAACAGUGUACCCGCAAACACCCGGUCAAUCCUGCAGCAACAACUUAUGGAUAUGGGUACCAAUGAAGGCAAUAUGAAUAUGAGCCCGUUUGGUGGUCACGGACCACCAUCUCAGUCCCCUACCUGGCCAGACUCUGGCAUGGGGAUGGAAAGAUCACAGAGUAACACGAACAGGGAACAGUUUAGCAAUCCCCUAGAGGAGCUACUCGGCCCCUUGACUAGCAACGAGGGACAGAGUGAUGAGCGGGCACUUCUGGAUCAGCUAGACUCUCUGCUGAACACUGCUGACGUGAUUGCACUGCAGGAAAUAGACCGAGCCCUGGGUAUCCCUGAAAUAGUCGGCCAGAACCAAGGACCUGAGGGGCAUCCUCAAGCCCAGGAUCAAGGACAGUCUCAAUCUGCCCCAUCAGAGCCUUUUGCGGGACCUGACUCAACUAUGGGUUUAGAGCAAAAGCCUAUGUAUGGCCAAGGCUACCCUGGUCCACCGGGACCCUCAUCUAUGGGUAUGCAGCCCGGGUAUGCUGGCAACACAAUGCCAAACCAAGCUUCAGCAGGGUUCAACCCCAUGAUGAAUCAAAUGGGCCAGACCGGAAGCUUCCCGGGAAUGGGCGGAAUGUCGGGUCUGGGCAACCCUCGCGCAAACAUGAUGAGACCUCGUAUGAUGACUGCCAACAAGCCUCUUCGACUGCACCUACAGCAAAGGCUUCAAGCGCAACAGUUAUUGAACCAGACCCGUCAAGGCAUGAAGAUGGAAGGUGCUCCAGGAGGAAAUCCCUCCAUGCGUCCUGCUUUGCGCCCUGGUAUGCAACCUGGUAUGCAGCCUGGCAUGCAACCGGGCAUGCAGUCCGGUAUGCGACCUGGUAUGCAGCCUGGGAUGAGUGGUCAGCCUGGUUUCCUGAAUGCUCAGAUGAUGGCCCAGCGCAGCAGGGAAGUGAUGACCAUGCAAAUGAGGAGGCAGCGGAUGAUGAUGCUAAUGCAGCAGCAGCAGCAGCAGCAGCAGCAACAACAGCAGCAACAGAUGCAGGCGCAGGGGCCUGCCGCAGGAUUCAGCCCGCCUCCAAAUGUUACCGCACCAGGAGGAAUGGACGGCACCAUGGGAGGCCCCAGCAUGAACCAGCCAGGACAGCAGGGAUUCACCUAUGGAGGUAACUAUGGCAUGAACCAACAGGGGGAGCAAUCCUUUAUGGGUCCAAGUAGCAGCCCGCCCCAAAACAUGAUGACGGGGAGAAUGGGAGGUCCCGCUCAGAACAACAUGAUGUCAGGAAUGCAAGGAAAUCCACAGGGAGGCUCCAUGUAUGCUUCAGGAGAUAUGAAGGGCUGGCCGCAGGGUGGAAUGCAGCGCAAAACCUCGUACCCGCAGCAACAGUUUCCCCAGCAGGCAAAUCAAGGCCAGUUCGGAAACAUGAUGAUGAGCAACUCUAUCGGCAGACCCGGGGCUGUCGGUGCCGCCGGCUCCGCACAAAUGGGCCAGAUGCAGAAUCAAAUGCAGGGCCAGAUGCCGGGACCAAUGCAAGGCCAGAUGGGCAUGAACCCCAUGGGAAUGGGUCGCAUGCCGAUGGGAUCUGAUCAGAAGUAUUGCUGAGGAUGUGAGCCCACUGCAGAACACCAACAUUAUUCUCCAGCAUCUAACAUGACAUCAACACUUCUCAUCCCGAGAGGAAGUUUGCCCUGAGGAUGAAUUUGUGCCAGGUUUUAUCUCCAACCAUAGCCUUGCAGUGUGUGUGUGUGUGUGUGUAUGUGAGUGAUUGACUUGGAGCUGUCAGGCAAUGUUGAGCAAAACUGGGAGCGACGGUACAACUGGCUCUGACUGCACUUUACCUGGAAGUUUCUGUUUGGAAAAAAAAAAGAUUGAUGCAAUAUUUUCUCAUCUUUACAGCCUUACUAGAAAUGUAAUGCCUUCACAAAGAUUGGUUUCAUUUUCUGUUCGUCUGGAUGCGCCUCAUGUUUAAAGUCAUUGGAAGCUACAGUAUAAGCACAGUUUUGGUGACGGUAUACAGAUCGGAGCAAUAAUGUUUUUCAUCUUUGAGACUGUAACUGAGCAUCUCAACCUCUGUUUUCGGCAAACAAAUGGUACUGCAGUAUUAGAUGUCUCAAACAUCAUCUGUGAAUAUGAAUUGUAAAUAUUUGACAAAAUAUAUCAGACGUGAAUUUUAAAGGCCUAUUAUUGCACAAAGAAUGAAACUUGCUUUGUAUGUUUUUGUUCAGUAGGUCAAAACUGAAUUGGUUAAUUUUUUUUUAACAACUUUCCAAAUAUUACUGGUCUGAUGGGAUUUGCUUUGCCUUUUUUUUAAACCCAUUUAUAAAGCUGUAAUUAUUAUGUUUUUUUGUUUUGUUUUGAGAAUGUGUGUUUUUCCAUGUCUUAGCAAGGCACUUUUAAUUGUGACAAGGAUCUGACGAUGUGAAAGUUUGAGCUUUCACACUCACAAGUGUUAUUCGAAAGGGGUGUGAGUGCAGUCUUUUUGGACUGACAUUCACUAUGUUGUUGGGUGACGCGCAGGACAAGCUUUGUAUGUACAAGGAGGACAACAAACUUCUCAUUUGGCCACCUCUGGUCUUUGCAGUCUCCCUUCUGUUUCUGUGCAGUGUAUUUUUAACUUUUUUUUUUUUUUUUUUUUUUUAAUCCAUUUGCUCAUUUUCCGUCAGACUCUGCUCAAUCUACCUUUUCAACAAGCGCAAUCCAAAGAUAUUUUUUCACAUCUUUGUAUAGUUUCUAAGGUUGUGGGUGUACAUUUUUAUGAUAUACAUUAUUUUAUUCAGAUGGUAAAUGGGUACAUAUCAUACAUCUGUAAACGCAUAUUAUGAUGGUUUAUGUAUUUUAGUCGUAAAAGGGUUGAGUUGAAAUGCCAGCUCUCUGCAGAAAGGACAAUGAAAUUCUCUGCUGCAUAAUAUUUUUCAACCCAAAGUUCACUUCAGGACAUAUCAUUGGCUCAACUGCAACUUCAUUCUUUCUGAGGCCACGUUACUUUGCGGGAAAAGAACUUUGUAUUGUUUUAAUGAAGUGAAAAGAGACGCAAAAGAUCAUUGAGCUGUUUUCCUAUCUUUGGAAUAAGAAUUGAAUAGCUGUCAUUUUACACAAUGUAUAGUACAGUUUUUUUUCUUCAAUUGUAUGUUGAUAGUGAUGUAAAUACAAAUUUCUAUUUAAACACUUUGAUUGUGAGCUUACUGGUUAUCAGCGGGCACAUCAGCUGGUAUAUUAUGUUUACAAAAUAAACAAACAAAACCACAUUGUGUCAAGUU